AUGGUUCGUCAUAAUAAUGGUGAUUCUACUCUUCGUACUUGUGCUGAUUUUUGUGUUGGUGCUGAUACUGGUCGUGCUGGUAGCAAUUGUACUAUUAUUUUAAGUCGUGAUAAUUGUCCUAGUGGUGGUGGUAAUUUUCGUAAUUGUACCACUGCUCCUGGUUUUGGUUGUUGUUGCAAGGAUCCGGCAACAACAACAGGUUAA
Molecule: messenger RNA, 204 nt
Organism: Rotaria sp. Silwood2
Lineage: Eukaryota; Metazoa; Rotifera; Eurotatoria; Philodinida; Philodinidae
Source: the annotation of a GenBank genome assembly